Macrosiphum euphorbiae (potato aphid) is the source of this 993-nucleotide messenger RNA. The record is from the annotation of a GenBank genome assembly. NCBI's taxonomy places the organism in Eukaryota, Metazoa, Arthropoda, Insecta, Hemiptera, Aphididae.
AUGUCACAAAGUCAAUUUAAGUUUGAACGUAAAUCGGGCGGUGUAUCAAGAAAAUUAAAACAAGCAGGAAACGUAUCUAAAAUUCGAGAAUUUGAAUUGGAAAAGAUAGAUUUGGUCGAGACGUUUGAUAUUGUUCAAAUUGUCGGCGAAGGAUGGUUCGGGAAAAUAUUACUGGUCGAACACCGUGGCACGGAUAACGAGAUGGUGCUGAAAUCGCUGCCCAAAAAUUACACGAACGUUAAAGAUUUCUAUCGAGAAUUCCAUUUCAGUUAUCACUUGAGCGCACACCGUAACAUUGUGUCCACGUUCGACGUGGCCUUCCAGACGGCAAGUUUUUACGUGUUCGCCCAAGAGUACGCGCCAUUGGGCGACCUCACAUCCAACAUAUCCGACACCGGAAUCGGAGAGUUGCACAGUAAAAGCGUCGCGAAACAGUUGGUUUCUGCUAUCCAGUAUAUCCACAGUUAUGACCUAGUCCACAGAGACAUCAAACUAGACAACAUUUUAGUUUUUAAGAGUGAUUUCUCGAGAAUAAAACUAUGUGACUUUGGUGAGACAAGAAAAAACGGCAACUGGGUAACCCGUCGAAACGAAUGGAUCCCUUACAUGCCUCCCGAAAUCCUAGCCAUAGACGCCGAACACAAAUACAAAGUAGAAACUUCACACGAUGUUUGGCAGUUUGCAGUAGUGCUGUUCGUGUGUUUGACCGGGUGUUUGCCGUGGCAGAAAGCCAGUUCCGAAGACCCGAGGUUCGUUAGUUAUGUUUAUUGGGUGUCCAGCAACGGUAUAAUGAGCCCAUUCAGGAGGCCUAAACUGUUCAAGAUGCUGACGUCCAAUGCGCAAAGAAUGUUUCGAAAGUUCCUACAACCCAAUGUACAGACCAGGCCUAGUGUCUUGGACGAAGUGCAAAAUUUUAUUGACGAACGGUGGCUAUCAAAAUACAUGUUAGACAAAAGUAAAGGUAAUAUUACAUUGUUUCUUAUUCCAUGGUGA